CCUCCUCCUCCUCCUCCACCUCCUCCACCUCCUCCUCCUCCUCCUCCUCCUGCUCCUGCCGCCGUAAAUGUUAUUUAUGAAUGCCUGCCGCUCACGGGCGUGUGCGCGCUCACUCUUUAUUAUUAUGUUUUAAUCAUCGCAGCUCAGCGGACACUGAUUUCAGCCGGUAUCUGGUGUCUUCCCGUCCCCGCAGAGCCCUCGGUGAGCGUGUAGAUCCGGAUUUAAUUCAUUGUGGAGGUUUGGUGCUGACAGCGGCAGCGGCAGGCGGAGCGGUGCGUUCUGCUCUGUGAUAACACUGGGUCAAUACACCGCGCUCCGCCGCUGUCUGCCGGCCCGCCGCAUCACUGGAGCCGCCUCACCUUCGCAUCCGGAGGAGCUGUCCGAGAAGGUGUGUUGCCGGGGGCAACGUCUGUGUGAUGAUGUCCUUGUGAGAGUGGGCGGGGCUACCAGGCCCUGAGGUGGUGAGGAGGAGUCGUCUCAGCCAUUGGCCCCUCCCCCUUUGCUUCUGAGACUGACCAAACAUACGGAUACAAAAACGGGUGUAGCUCUCCCCUCCUUCCUCCUCCUCUUCCUCCUCUUUCUCUCCCCCCCUCCUCCCCGUUCACCAGCCCUCCUCCCUCUCCUCCUCUCCCUGUCUCCUCCCCUCCUCCCUCGCCCAUCUCCCCCCUCGUCACCUGCCACCAUGUUACGGUCACGCUGCUGGUGGAGAGCCUGAGGAAGCAGACUCUGGAAGGCAACCCUGCUCAGCCGGGGGACUGUUACCUGUCCCUGCUGGACCCGAAAACCCUCGCAGAGUGCUGGCCCCCUGAUGGCUUGAUGCCUGAGAGCAGCUACUGGCAGCUCUGCCCUCCCUCUAAGUCCGGCCUGCAGGGGGGGUUACUGAGCUCUAGUUUCCCCCCCGGCCCCCUCCCCCUGGUGCCCCCAGAUGCUCACCUGCAGGAGGGGGGCGACCCCCUGGACGGCCCCUCUCAGCCUCAGCAGCACCGGACCCUGGCCCCCAGCACCUCGGCAUCCGAGCUGUCUCUACCCGGAGCCCCCGUGGCCCCUCCUGGCCCCGGUCCCCCUCCCCCUCCUCCCCCGCCCCCAAAACGUCACUGCCGCUCGCUGUCGGUGCCAGAGGACCUGUCGCGCUGCCGCUACACAUGGAGGCCCAGCGCGUCACGUGUCUGGACUCCUGUCAGCCGCCAGCAGUGCCAUGGGGGGGCUGGGGGAGGAGUCACAGGUGGAGGGGUGGGGGCAGGAGGAGGGGGCAUAGGGGCUGGCGUGGCAGGGGGAGGAGCCUGUCCUCUCCGAGCUCCCAGCUCAUCUCUUAACUCGUCGCUGCACUCUUCGUCAAGUCCCACCUUCUUCAGCCUGGCGCUGUCUCCGGACUCACCGCUGCCCUGGAGCUUCCCCUGGGACCCCAGUGAGGCGGCGGCGGGAGGAGGAGCCUGCUGCUGCUUCUUCCCGUCCCCGUCCUCCUGCUCCUCCUCUCCCUCCCCCCUCCACCCGCCUCCCCCUCCUCAGAGGCGUUUCUCCCUCUCCCCUGUGCUCAUCAGAGACUCAACGGCCUCCACCUUCCUCCCCCCUCAUCCUGUGCCGAGUCAUGCUGUGGCCCCGCCUCCUCCGGGCUGCGCCACCAUGGCCGGAGUGGCUAGGGGGGUUCCUGUGCCCGCCUCCCCAUCCUCCGCCUGCAGCACGCCGUCGUCUCUGCGCCGCAGUCUGCCACCGCAGCUGCCACGCUGCCAUUCACAGCCCUGCGACUUGCUGCUGCUCAAGCCGGGUCUGAAGAGACGCCGAGACCCCGACAGACCCUGCGCCAGGCCCGUCCUCGACUUCACCAAGAUGUCCCAGACGCGCAGCAUCGACCCUCAGUGUCUGGAGCGCGGCGGCGGCAGGCUGGCCUGCGGCGGUGACAUGUGCAUGGGCAUGGAGUCCUUCAUGGCAGACUUCCGGGGCUCCUGCUCGCCGGCCGAGUGCCUGGGCAGGUCCAGCAUCGGGCCGCUUAGCGAGAGCGACGAGGAGUGCCGCGAGGACGAGGAUGAUGAGGACGACGGCGAGGAGGAGGCGGAGGAGCGUGAGGCGGCACAGCAGGCCGUGUUUGAGAGGGAUUGUACAGAACUGGACCUGAACUUAAUUGAAGAAAAUUGACACAUUUGUAAAUGGAAGGCUGUCCUCUGUUUCAGUUUGAUAAUCUAGUUUUAUUUUGAAAUGAUCCCGCCCCCUUCCUCUUUCCGGACCAUCUCGACACUCUGCACCUCCUUGCCCCCAAUCAGCAAGGCUCUCAGGAACAACACCUUCUCUCAUUGGACGAGCUGGUAACGAGGCUGAUUGACAACGACGGUGAUGAUGUGACUGCCGGCGACGACAACUCGACGCUGUGAGAGAAGUUCAGCUCACCUGAGAUCAGAGGAACCUGCACACUGCGAGUCCCGCCCGACCCAACACGUCGGGUCACUGCUACCUGAGAUCGCUCCGUUACUCGGACUCGGACCGUGCAGGUGCUUCUCGACCUCCAGGUGUGUUCACUCACAGCUGCUAAGUCUGAAACACUCUGAGUCUGAUGAGACAAGCGCUGCACCACAGCACCAACCUGAAACAUCACCUCUACAAACACACACACACACAUACACACACACACACCAGACCUCUGAUGUGACGUGCUGGGUCUCUUCCAAGCUUAGGUGAAAAUAAAAAGUCUGUAUGAAAUGAUUCUAAUAAACGCAGCUGUAUUUAUCAUGCUGAGGCUCGUAGAAGAAGAUUUAAAAUCCUAGUCGUCAGAACCUGAGUGGACUCGUAUUUACUUAUAAGUGGAGCGGCAGUACGACAGCGUUUAAAUGUCCUCCGUCCUAAAAGUGUUAUCACCAUCAGUAGGAGACAUCUCUAAAGACAAACAGACCUGAUCACAGCUGCAUGUUUCAAGUCAUUUCUCUGGCACUUGUUGAAGCUUUGGGGGCUGCAAGCUGAGCUGCUGCUCGACAAACAGCCACUCUUAAAAAAAACUCAAAGCUUCACAUUCAACCGACAUUGGGUCAUGUAUGGUCCUUACAGUUCUACAGUCUUAAUCGUAUCAUAAAAAAGGUCAUUUUGGCUGCUAGCCGAGCAGCUGGCUUGAUGCCCUGCAGCUUGAUGCCCCGCCCCUUCUGCUAACUAAAAAACACCUUUAACUUCCAGUUAAAGGUCAAAGGUCGCUCAGGUGGCUUCAGUCCAGAACAGAUUCUUACUCACGGUUAUGGAAAGUUCAACGACUCUUCGGUCGUGUUUGUUACAUUUCCUCUCGCCUUUCUUUCUCUACUUUGAUAAUCCGUUUCAAACAGCAACGCAGUCAAUCAUGACGCUCUUUCCCGCUCCUUUUUUCAUCAAAUAUAUUAUUAAAACUAAACUUCUCAGCGUGAUAAGAACUAACGAGAAAGACCAAAAACCAUGUUUGAGGAACAUUUAUCUGACCUGUAUUUAGACAGUGUCCCAUCUGUUAACAUUGAGGAGGCGGAGCUUAUGAGCUAUAUUGCAGACACUCAGCAGGGGGUGCUCUGACUCUUUUGGCCUCACUUAAGGCAAGGUGUUGCGUUGUCCGUUCUUUAUAAAUUAUUUAAAUCGUCGCUAUGAUUUUUAGUUUAACUCAAAAACAAUGAAAGAGAAACGAUUCGAUAUUUAUCUUUUUAAAUCACGUAAACUGAUUAUAUCGUUAACAUUCAAUAAGGAGCGUUCUGAUUCGUUUACUGUUUUGAUUAUGAAAUAAAUCUCUGACAGCAGCUCGGAUAUAAAUCUUUAUUUGACCUUUUUGACUAAAUGUAUUAAAAGAUAUUUAUCUUUAUAACACUGAUCUGUUCAGAGUCUGGUGCACAAACAUGUGUGUGUGUGUGUGUUUGAACAUGUCACAGAGACGUGACCUCAACAUGGUGAUGCGUUCAGGUUCGCUGCUGCUAAGUGGCGUCGUUCUGUCAGACUUCACUGAGGGCGGGUAGCCACUGAUGCUGUCAUUCACCUGAGUGUUCCCACAUUCCUGCUCAUUCACUCACCUGUGUGUGUGUGUGUGUGUGUGAAUGAGAAACUUCUGCAAUUAUUAACCACCACAGAAGAAGAAGAUGACACACCUUGAGACAUAUGAUUGACCUCUGACAUUUAAGUUAAUUUAAUUUAUUAAAGUGAGGGACGUUGAUGUCUCUUCAUCGCUACAAACACUUUUCGAUACCACGUGUUCUAAAACAAUAAAUCCUCUGCAGUUUGUUUUAAUGAUCGAUAGAAUCAGAGCAUCUGUUUCAAUCGUGUAGGAGAAGAAGGAAUCUAAAGCAGGCAAACAUACUGCAUACGGUUUAAAUUGAACAAAUACAUCAGCAACAUCUUUGUCCGGAAAUGUUGCCGAUGGCGUUGUUCAGUGUGCGCGAGUUUUCUGCAAUUUACGAUCACUAAGAAGAAGAAAUUACCAAAUAUUUGGUGAUCAGGACUUCUACUGUGUUCCUGUGGUGUAAAACUAAAAUCUAUAUCGGUUGAUUUUUACUAGAAUCAUAUCAAAGUUUUAAAUUCUGGUGCCAUGACAACCAUACGUCUUGACAGAAGUCAAAUUUGAAUCUAGAUUGUAUCUUGAGCCGCCAGGAGUGAAUGCCAACGGGUUAUCAUGACGUUGUUCUUGUUCCUUUGGUGGUUUAAUAAGUCGCUGUAAACACACACAGAGAACAUAAUCCGCACAUUGAAGCAUUUCACACUUUCACUGAGCGUCACUGCUGCAUUCAGGGCCACACGGCUCGGUCGUCAUAUUUGACAUGUUGUGUUUAGACUGUCUUCACUUCCUGCCGAUAAUUCCAGAUCCUCUUUCAGGUUUCAGCUUACCCAUCAUUUCUAUUAAUCUAAUGUUUAUAUUAUUUUCCUCUCAUGUAAUAAUAUGUAAAAUAAACCCACGUGUCAGACUUAUCACUAGCGAUGCAUUUAAGGGCACUUUAAUGUGUGAGAGUUGACAGUCAGACAUCGAAAGGCACUUAAGACGCUCUCCAGGAACUCAAAACUACAAGACAAUCAUCAAGUAAACUGGAUCAUUAUUUAGGAAGAGUCAAUUCACUUCAGCAGAACACUGUCAGAUCUCAGAUGUUGAACUGUCCCUGAAUGCACCAUGCAAAUUCAAGUGUCUGGCCGAAAAACUGAAGGUUACUGAACAUUGGCGGUGAUGGAUAAUCGUUCCAGAUUUAGGAUACUUUACUGUUAAAUUCUCAGAUUUUGGUUGAACACAGCUGCAGUGAUUUAUCUUUGUUAAAUCAGAGUUUGUGUGUGUGACGGCGAGCUGCUGCAGCCCGGAUAUCAGAGGGUUAAAAACUUGUGUUUGUGAGCGUGAAAUGCUGCAAAGUCAGAUUGUGUAAUUUUUCCACAUUUUUUAUAAUCGGGUCACAUUGUUGUUGACAAACAUCCUGCUAGUGCUAAAGCCGUGGUCAGGACGGAGUUAGCCUAGCUUAGCAUACAAAUUUAGGACUACAAGGGUCUACCUAAACUUUAAAUACAAACUGUGGUAACAAGCAGCCGAACGGGGGCAAAAGCAGCAAUGACCAACAUCUAAAAGACAUCCUAUUGAAAAUCAAACUGCUGGCAGAGCGGUGGCUGGUGCUCUAGCUUUCAAAUAAAAUUAAAUAAUUACGCUAACACAAUCUAUUCAGCUAAGUUUAACGUAGCUGUAUCAAGUGUGAUUUGAAUUGAUUUUAAAAUUUUCCCCCAACAGAGAAGCUAAUUAAGAAUGUGUAACCGAUGUGACUAUAGGGCUAGCACUAAAGCUAACCACUCUUGGUAAAUUCCCCAAAUCCACGUUAGACGUGUUCUUCCCAUUCUGAUUUUGUGUGAAUGCAGCAUCGCUACACUAAACGAUAUAAUCUCUUAUUUUAAUUACCGAUGGUAUCAAGACGAACAUACACUUUGAAAUAUCUAUUUCAUAGACCGGUGCGUGUGUAGGAGAGGAAUUAAUUGGUCUCAAGUUGCCGGUAAAGUUCUGUAAAGAAAUGUUGCCGAUGUUUUUGUGCAGCUUAGAGAGUGCAGAGUUUACCGCUCUCCUACGCCCCGGUUUUAUUGAAGAGAAGUAGUGUAAGAAAAAAUUCUCUUGAUCAUUACAAUAACAGAAAUUGUACGAUUUGAAAACGUGGUAUCAGAAUAUAUUGAAAACAUUGACAACCUUAUUGCUCAAACAGUUUCAUACACAGUCCCCGUAACACACACACACACACACACACACACACACACACACACACACACACACACACACACACACACACACACACACACACUGCCCCCAGCUCACACAUUUACAGAUCGUGUCCCCGUAAACCAAAUAAACACUUGGACCCUGACACACCAAGCAGACGGCAAAGAAUUAGCAGCGAUGAAGGCCGCCUGUGGUGUCUGCGCACGACGCCUUUUGUCUUGACACACCGUGAAGACUUCAGCCGACCACCAACCACCACGUACGUUCUGCUCAUGCGUGACAGGAAACAGCUCUCCAUGCCAGCAGGGGGCGGUAGUCUAAGACAAGAAAGAACGCAGAUAAAUAAACUGUUUUUGUGAUACGAGAAGACAUUUCUCUCACCGCUGUCGCUCAACACUCGUAUUAUAGGAACUUCUAAUGGAGAAUAAUGUCUGAUAAAAAGUUGAAAAUGGCGCUGGGGUUGUCAGCCCUUGGUCUUUUAUUAAACAAGAAUAGAAGAGGCACUUCUCGUAUUUCUUCUCGUGUACUGGCUCUCCUGUUUUGCUUAGCUGAACAGCCAAUCAGAGAGAUUCCUACCCCCAACCGCGCCGGCUCACGCUGAUUCAACAUGUGGACUUGGCCCAAAAAAAAAGGCCAACUGGGGCCGACGGGUAGCGACGGAGCUAGACAAGCCGAAGAAACUAGGGCGACGACCGCUCAUCGACGGCCGAAGGUCUCCUGGGUGUGUCAGGGCCUUUACACACACACAUGAUCACAGGUAGUGUCCCCAUAAACCACAUAAACCAAGACAUCAUCCUGCAGCACACACAAACCUUGCCUCUGUAACAUACACACAUGCAUUGUCCCUGUAACUAAUGUCCAGUCCCAGGUAGUGUCCCUGUGUCACACACACACACACUCAAGCCCCUCCCCCAUCUCUCCUGGUUCGUUCGGUUUGUUCGCUUCAUUACACUCAACAUAAGCCUUAACUGAACAUAUUCUAUUAUUCUGUAAAUCAAGACGUUAAAAGAUAAAAAAAGGAAAAGACAAAAACUUAACAGAGAAGAAAAGGAAAUGUGUACUGUAGCUGUUAAAUUUUUAGUCCCUCUGUUUAUCAUUUUCUGCUGUUUUUUCUUAAUAUUUCUAAUCUGAUGUCUGAGCGUGACGAAGUGUCGGCCAUGAACGCAGCGUGCUUAAAAUAAUAAAAAGAAGCUCGAGGACGAAGGAGGAGCUGACGUGUACAAAGUUAGCGGAGAGACUCGGACAUCUCUUGUCUUUUAGAAAUGUUUUUUAUUGUAUGUGAUUAAAAAAAAAAGAACAAUGACAACAUGGCAAUUUGAAAAGCAGUUUGUGAAUAAAUUAAGUUUAUUGAGAAUUAUUUUACAAAGAAAGUAGAGAA
This is a messenger RNA of Labrus mixtus (cuckoo wrasse), 7532 nucleotides long. It is a transcript of the gene fam53c, whose product is annotated as family with sequence similarity 53 member C. The coding region runs from base 817 to 2130 and encodes 437 amino acids. Gene Ontology annotation, biological process: protein import into nucleus. Lineage: Eukaryota; Metazoa; Chordata; Actinopteri; Labriformes; Labridae. The record is from RefSeq and is a predicted model, not a curated record. The transcript is spliced from 6 exons. Gene Ontology annotation, cellular component: nucleus.